Messenger RNA from Oncorhynchus tshawytscha (Chinook salmon), 2674 nucleotides. Its product is annotated as cytochrome c1. The record is from RefSeq and is a predicted model, not a curated record. Bases 160 to 909 code for a protein of 249 amino acids. NCBI's taxonomy places the organism in Eukaryota, Metazoa, Chordata, Actinopteri, Salmoniformes, Salmonidae. The transcript is spliced from 4 exons. Gene Ontology annotation, cellular component: mitochondrion. Gene Ontology annotation, biological process: anterograde axonal transport.
GGCGGGUUGCUCUCUUUGGUGAAUUCUCUGCCUCCACUCUAACGAGCGCAGUCUGUAGUUGCGUGUUCACAGCUGGUCUCUCCUCAGCUCAGUCAGUCAUCCAGCAAGCCUCCUGUACCACCACACGCACUGUACACUAGAUCCUGGAUUUGAUCAGAAAUGUUUUUCUGUAGAUCGGCUUGGCAGAGACUGGGGCUCCUGUCACGAAUGACAGUCGCCCUACCCUUAUCCAGAAAUGUGGUUCCAGUGCGGCAGAUGUCCGUCGGGAUCCCCGGUGGCUCUGCCACCAACGUGGCGUACGCCGUUCUGUGUGGAGGAGGCCUCACUGCCGCUGUGGUCUACGCUUACAAGACAGUGAAUGGUGACAGUGAGCGGUACAAUGACCGACUCGCCGAGAUGAACUUGAGGCCCAAGGAAGCAGCACCAGCAGCAGAGGAAGCAGCACCAGCAGCAGAGGAAGCAGCACCAGCAGCAGAUGAAGCAGCAGAGGAAGCAGCACCAGCAGCAGAGGAAGUUGAAUCCCCAGAAGAACCGGCACCAGUAGAAGCAGAGGUGUUAGCCGAGGUGGUCGCUGAGACUGCCGCAGUCGAGGAGACGCCUGCAGCAGCAGAGGAAGUCGUGGCAGAGGUCGCAGCCAAAUCCGUCGCUGUCCUAGAGGCGGUUGCAGAGGUUGCUUCGGAACCAGAGGUCGUCGCAGUUGAGGAGGCGCCCGCAGUGGAAGUUGCCGUGGUUACGGAAGAAGCUGCACCGGAGGCUGUCGCAGAGGACGUCACAGAUGCGGCUCCUGGCGUCGUGGAAGAGGCCGCCGGUGAGGAAGUAGUGGCCGAAGUAGUGGCCGAAGUAGUGGCCGAGACGGCUCCCACCGCCCCUGAGGCAGAAGCAGCCCCUGCCGCCGAAGUAGCAGCAUGAGGGGUCAAAGGUCAACCUAGAGGGGUGUGUUUAGCUGUGGUGUGUCCCUCUUACUACUACCCCCCUCUCACAGGCCCCCUCUACACCCUAUUCCCUAUGUAGUGCACUGCUUUCCCUGGUUUAAAGUAGCACCCUACGUACGGAAUAGGGUACCUUUCUGGAUCACAGCCCCCUAUCUACUAGCACAUGUUACAAUAGGAAGCAGGAGGUGGACUAUGUUCUGUUGAAGAACACUUUAGUUAGGGAUGAUGUCAUGGUGACGGGGACAGCUGUCUCUUCUCAUUUCUGACUCCUUUACACCACAGCUAAAUACAAAGGCGUUUCAGGUUUUUAAAUCAUUCCCGCUCUAUUUGUCAAACAAUAUGGUCCUAUUUAUCAGUGGGGACAGGAGUGGUUUUUUCUGGUCGGGUCAUGGUUGUUGGGGAAAACUCCUGGCUCUGUUUUUCUGAGGAGUUCCUAGGUGUUAAAGGGGAAGUAAAGGGAGAUAUUGGAUUUAUGAUGGUACAUGUUGUCCUGACCCACAAACCUAUGUGCCUCUGAAAUGGCACCCUAAUCCCUAUAUAGGGCCCAUAGGCUCUGGUACAUUGUCACUAUAUAGGGAAUAGGUUGCCUUUUUUUGGACACUUCUAAUGUAAAGUUUUCCCAAGUGGCCCUUAGAAAUCAGGACAGAAAAUGGCAACUUCUUUUCCUUCACUUUUGUCUGAAUGACUUUGUCCCUUAAGAUUCCAGAUGGAUGGCGGAGUUCUACAUAAUGUCAGUCUGCCAUCUUGGCUUUGUUAGAGUUUGCUGUCCAUUUUGACGAUGCGUUGAACGUGCUCCAAAUUCAGAUUGAAAGGAAGGUCAUGUUAUGAACCUCGAGACGAUAAGCACUUCAAGCAGGUUAAAUGGUUAUUAUGCAAGUAAUAAAUAUACCAGUCAGAGAAGCAUUUUAAUUGCUUUGUGAACUGCAUCUUAUUGUGAAAUGUGACCAAAAAACUGCUAGCUCCUUCCUCCUCCCUGCUCUCUCCUCCUCCUCCUCUAAGUGCUGCUCACACCUCUCCCUAGGAUAAGCUCUAGAAGGAUUAGUCAGUGAUGUCAUAAAGCUCCGUGUUCCAGUGCCCAAAUGGAACUCCCAGUGAUUGGAACUUUGGGGAUCAGUUGGUUCUGUGUCCUCACUGAUCUCUUUAUGACAUCAUUUCUGUCUGAUCCUUCUUAUCACGUCCUAGACACUGUGCCAGGGAGAAGUCUGCCCCCACCAAGCACAGAUAAGGGAUCACUUCCCCCCCUGCCCCCAAUGCUGAGCAAAUAGGGCUGCAACCAGUGGUUCCGGAAGUGGAUUCUCAACCCUCAAAACCCGUAGUGGUAUCAAAUAUUAGCAAUAUUACUGUGCAACGAAGAUGUUCUAUUUUCAACCGAGAUUGCAAAACAAUUUCUUAUUGUUGAUGUAGUGGCCAUCGGUUAUGAAUGUUUAAACCUCUGAGAAAUCAUGUUUGUAUUGUCAGUUUGUUUCAAAGAGCACCAAAGCCUCCACUCACCAUGGAGCCUCGCGGUCUGUAUUGUCCAAUCACAGAGCAGAUCCAAGUCACGUGAUCUGUUAGCACCACAUAAUGUGGCAUCGAACAGAUCACGUGACUUGGAUCUGCUCUGUGGUUGGAUGAUACUACAGCUAUCGCGUACCAUCAUGUGUUCGCUAACAAACCACAUUACUUGUGUUCUGCUCUGUGAUUGGAUGACACAGACCCCACCCCCCGCUACACUUUUAGUGUUUUAAAAUGUUUUAAAGCCA